AUGAUGAAAGCGAGGUUCCUGGGAUUCAGUCUUGACUCUGGUGAUGAUUUUACAUAUGUGAUAGUCACUGAUCCUGAUUCUGACAAAGAACCACGUCGGAUCUUUACCCGCUCCGUCAUCCGCCCGCGGCAUGUUCGCGAGGCCGCACCUGUUGUGGUCCGAAAGGGGAAGACAAAGUUCGAAAUUUACAAGAAGGAUGAACGCACCAUCUUGGAGGGCAUAGCUGAUCCUGAUUUUCCGCCUCAACUUUCUGAAAGGGCGCCAAAUCCACUAUUGACCAUCCAAGAGGAGCCCGAACCCUUGGACACCGUAGAGGAGUAUGAAAGAGCUAUCGAAGAAGUAUAUGGACCACCUCCUUCGAAACGACUUCGUACCGACCCUACGUCCGAUGAUGCUUUGUUACGAACUGAUCUGGAGGAGCUCCAGCCUCUCUCUGUUAAGACCGUAACAAACUCUGCUUCCAAACUACCGAGAGAACAAGCAGAACCUACGAUUCAGCCACCAAGGGAUCAAGAGAUUGCAGCAGCUGUGCCUGCUGCCACUGUCGAAGCAACAACUGAUGGACCGAGCAAACCGGCUCAGUGUCCAGCGCCGGUAACACAAGAGGAACACACCCAAGUGACAGAUCAAGGUGAACAUGCCUCAGAAUCAGAUGAUGAUGCUUCGGUUCAAUCAGCUGGUGAUGACUCGGUUCAUUCUGCCGAUGGAGACCUCGAUGAUCACCAUGUGACACCGGAGUCGCUUGACGUUCAUCUCCAAAACAUAGCUGGUAUUUCGGAUGAUGAAGACCUCUUUGAUUCGGUUAAUGGGCAUGAAUUUCGUAAGGGCGUCCUGUUUCUCCGCAUUCUCUGGAAGACUGAUGAAACCUCUUGGGUAACUUAUCGCGCUUGUCGUGAAGAUUUUCCCUAUGAGACUGCCAAGUACAUCUGUGCCAACAAGAUUGGGUCCUGCUCCGGUAACCACAAGAAUGGACCACACCAACGUUGGGCACGAACGUUCUUGAAAAAGACUCGACGUGUCAUGCGUCGAUUUGUAAAAUACUAUGGUUAUUCCAAGCCUAUGAAGGAAGGCCAAGUAUUUUGCUGUCCUGAAGAAGACGACAGCUACCAGAUUCAAUACACCAAGCGUUUCAAGAAGUCCACCCCCCGCCAGAAUCGACGUGCCAAGAAGCCUGGACGUCUCCGACGACCUCUUCCUGUCAAGUAUGGUAUUCCGAUUCCGCGGACCGUUAGACAAGCGCUUGCCAUUGAUGACGAAAACGGAAACCACCUUUGGAGAGAGGCAAUGGAGAAAGAGAUUGCCUCUCUCAUCGCAAUGAAUUGCUUUACCUUUCACCCGUCUGAUUACAAGCCUGGCCCAAACUCUCAGUUUGCUCCUUUGCGAAUGAUUUUUGAAGCCAAGCAAGAUGGACGACGCAAAGGAAGAUUGGUUUGCGGAGGUCACCUCGUGGACCCCCGAGGGAUCUCGACUAAGUCUACCGUUGUGAAGGGUGUUAGUGUCAGAUUACUUGACAUGAUUGCCCACCGUGAUGGUUUGACUAUCCUCCAUGGAGAUGUUGGCAAUGCUUUCAUUACUGCCAAAUGUCUAGAGGAGAUACAUUCUACUGCUGGUCCCGAGUUUGGAGAGCGCGAAGGCGCUGUUGUUACUAUCAACAAGGCCCUCUAUGGCUUAAGAUCUAGCUCAAGGGCCUACAGGGAAAAAUUUGCUGCGUUUAUGCGUACAAUUGGUUUCGAACCUACUCGGUACGACCGUGACGUCUGGAUGAGACUACGUGAAGACAAAUCUGGGUACGAUUAUCUUUGCACUCAUGUCGACGACUUCAAAGUUGUAGCCAAGGAUCCUCAACGGUGGGUCAAUGCUAUUGCUGGUGCCUUUCAAUUGAAAUGCUCCGGUGCGCCAGACUACUACCUUGGUAUGGAUUAUUACUUCGAUGAUGCAAAUAAGGUUUGGUUGACAGGUUCCAAGACCUAUGUGGAAGAAUGCAUUCGCCGGAUCCAAGCGUUACUACCUAACGGAUCCCAGCUCUGUGUUCAUUACACUCCUGCACCAUCUGAAGGACCAGCUUCUCAUCCUGAAACGGAUACUUCAGAUUUCCUUGACGAUGCCGGAAAACGCCAAUAUCAGAUGUUGGUGGGCAUGGCCCAGUGGGCCGUCACGAUCGGACGUAUGGACAUUGCUUAUGCAGUUGCCUCGUUAAGUCGUUUUUCUGCUGCUCCUCGCCAAGGACACCUGGAAUUAGCUUUUUAUCUUUUUGGAUACCUGAAACGUUUUCCCAGCAAGCAACUUCCUGUCUGCUCCGAUCCCCUUGAAAUCCAUCCUACUCUACUUGACAAGAAGGGUGAUUUUAUCCCCGAUUUUCUAAAAGAAUAUCCGGAUGCCAAAGAAGAUCGAGACCCCAAGGAACCAAAAGCUUAUGGGAAACCGGUACAAACAAGUGUGUUCUUUGACGCCAAUUUGGCCCACGAUUUGCAGACUCGUCGCUCUAUCACUGGUCUGCUCGUGUAUGUCGGAAGCACUCUCGUUUCAUGGACUUCUAAACGUCAGGGCUGCAUUGCUUCAAGCACGUAUUGCUCGGAGUUUAUCGCCAUGCGCGCUGCAGUAGAGGAGGCCAUGUCCCUCAGGUACAUGUUACGGUCACUGGGCGUCCCCGUUGAGGAACCUACCAAUCUAAUUGGAGACAACCUCGGAGUGAUCCAAACCGCUAGCAUUCCUGAAGCGGAUCUCAAGAAGAAACAUGUUGCGAUUUCCUACCAUUGUGUCCGUGAGGCCGUUGCUGCACAAAUUGUCAACCCCAUUUGGUGUGAUACCAGUGAAAAUUGGGCUGACAUUUGUACUAAAGCGUUGGGAGGCGUCAAAUUGAGUGCCAUUCUCAGUCGAACUAUGCUUUAG
Molecule: messenger RNA, 2889 nt
Organism: Cylindrotheca closterium
Lineage: Eukaryota; Bacillariophyta; Bacillariophyceae; Bacillariales; Bacillariaceae
Source: the annotation of a GenBank genome assembly